Drosophila miranda is the source of this 691-nucleotide messenger RNA. RefSeq names its product probable RNA helicase armi. The transcript has 2 exons. The record is from RefSeq and is a predicted model, not a curated record. Bases 106 to 582 code for a protein of 158 amino acids. Gene Ontology annotation, biological process: regulatory ncRNA-mediated post-transcriptional gene silencing. Gene Ontology annotation, cellular component: cytosol; P granule. Lineage: Eukaryota; Metazoa; Arthropoda; Insecta; Diptera; Drosophilidae.
GUUGCAGCCUGUAGUUCACAGCAGCUAUGGACGUGCCUGUGGUUUCGGCACCUCCAUGCUGGAGCGCCUGCUGAACACUCGAACUAUCGGGCCCUGCCCUCGGUCAUGGCCACAUAUAGUAAGCUGUUCUAUGACUAUGAAUUGAUACCAACGGUAUCCGAGAAGGAUUCCCGAGAGGCCACCUUGUUGGCCACAGUGCAGUCCCUACUAGGUACUGGCAAGCCGCGCAACCACGGUGUCUGUUUCUUUGAGAUGAAGGGGCAGGAUAUGCAGCACCCAGACUCUGCCUCGUGGUACGAUGAUCUCGAGGCCACGGAGUUAUAUCUCAUGGUCUUAUCGCUGUAUUGUCGCGGAGUGACUUCCGACCAAAUUGGUCUUCUGACGCCCUAUGCGAAGCAGGCGAAGACGUUAAGGGGCAUGUUCAUGGACACAGAUAUUGUCAUGCCGAAGGUUGACUCGAUUGAAAAGUUCCAAGGACAGGAGCGCGACAUAAUGCUGAUUUCCACUGUGCGCUCCACUGGAGACCAUAUAAGCCAUUUUGGCCAUAGCGCGCGCCCGCGCAUUUUUGGUCAUGUACGGUAAUCCCCAUCUCCUCAGCGUCGACGACAAUUGGCGUCAUCUCAUCAACCAUAGCUUUAUUUCCAAAUGGAAUACAAAUAAAUAUUAGAACGAAGAACGAACGAAAAACAUA